Molecule: messenger RNA, 1536 nt
Organism: Exophiala bonariae
Lineage: Eukaryota; Fungi; Ascomycota; Eurotiomycetes; Chaetothyriales; Herpotrichiellaceae
Exons: 7
Coding region: 1-1536 (511 amino acids)
Molecular function (GO): iron ion binding; oxidoreductase activity, acting on paired donors, with incorporation or reduction of molecular oxygen; heme binding
Source: RefSeq, a predicted model, not a curated record
AUGGCGAUUGUCCAUAAUCAAAUCCACGACUCGCUCUCGGCGCAGGCCCUUGCCUUUGCAAAGGCAAAUUUCCUACUCCUCAUAUUCGCCUCGGUUCUUGCUCGAGCCUUGUACAAACGCUAUGCUUCACCAUUACGGCACAUUCCAGGGCCUGUACUUGCGUCAUGCUCGCGAUUAUGGAAGGUUUGGAGCACAUAUUCAGGUCAUACGGAACUUGAUCAUAUUGCUCUGCACCAAAAAUAUGGACCUGUGGUGCGAACGGCCCCCAAUGAAGUAUCAUUUGGCUCAACAAAUGCUGCUAAGGACAUCUUUGCCGUGGGUAAAGGAUUCCACAAGACGAUGUUUUACAGCGUCUUCCCACCCAAGCAUGCGCCAGACAUUUUCACAGAAGUACGCGAAUGGAAGCACGCUCAGAUGAAACGUUAUGCAGUCACUCCUUACAGCCUGGCACAGAUGCAGAAAAGAUCUGAGCCAAUCGAGGGCAUGAUAAUGUCCCUAAUGGAACAUUUGACGAACUACUCAAUCAACUCCGGCAAAGUAUGCAAUCUGGGGAAUCUGCUACACUACUUUGCUUUUGACGUACUCGGAGAAGUUGCAUUUUCGAGAAGGUUUGGAUUCCUAGAAGCGGAAGUUGACGUUGAAGGCUCGAUCAAGAACAUUGAUGAUGUUCAGUGGUACGACGGGAUAGUUGGUCAAAUUCCCGAGUUUGACAUUUUGCUUCGAAACAACCCUUUGAGGCCGUAUCUACCUUUCUGGAAGCCAAAUCCAACUACCAUGACUCGUAUCGCAGUCGAAGAGCUCGAGAAGAGAAAGCAACCAGACGGGACAUUCGACUCGACCGGUAUUGAUCUCCUCGCAGAAUUACUCAGAGCACAUGAAGGAAAUUCUGAGAAGUUUAGUGUCAAUGACGUUUUCAGUAUUGCGCACGGUGCAGUGUUUGCUGGUUCAGACUCUACAGCUUCCACGAUGCAGUCUUUCUUUUAUCUGGUGCUUAACAACGCAUCCGUUUAUGCGAAUUUAACGGAGGAGAUCAAUAAAGCCCAGAAAGCUGGCGAGCUAUCGGAGAUAGUCACUUACGCUGAAGCCCAAAGGCUUGAAUACUUCCAAGCCUGCCUGAAGGAGGCAAUGCGAAUACGCCCUGCUGUUGGCCUGGGUAUCUACCGUAAUGUACCUCAAGAGGGAGUCGAGAUUGACGGCAAGUUCUAUCCUGGUGGCACCCAAGUCGCUGUGAAUGGUUGGGUCUUACAUCGGGACAAGACAGUAUUCGGAGACGAUGUUGAAGUAUACCGUCCAGAGAGGUGGUUUGAACGAGACGCCAAAUUCAUGGGAUCUCAUCUUUAUCAGUUCGGUGGCGGUAGUCAUCUUUGUAUUGGCCGCAAUCUUGCACUUUUUGAGAUGAACAAGGCGCUCAUCCAGAUCCUCCGCGAAUUUGAAAUCACGCUGGUGCAUCCAGGGCGGCCGUUACAGUAUCACUCGACCUUUUUCGUUGUUCAGGAAGGUCUCGAAGUCUACAUGAAGAAGCGAAGUCAGAAGUAA